AUGAAUUUACAUACUUACUUGGAUCCUGGACUUGUGGACAGUCAUGCACAUUUGAUAAAGUUUGUACCAUUGUCAUGGAAUGUUAUGUCCAAGCCACCGUUUUAUUUUCUGGAUCUUAAGAUGUGUCAGAUUGCAUCAUUGGCGUAUAAUUUCAAAUUCGGUGAAGAAAGCGUUUUGAGUCCCAGAUCGGCUAAUAUAAUAGAACAACCAUCAAAAUGUUUGAAAUUGGAUUUGUCUCUCAAUGACUUAUCAGUAUUGGACAAUGAAAGUUUAUUUCCGUUUAAAGAAUGCCGACAUUUAGAUGUGUCAUUGAACAGACUCGAACGGUUUACAGGGAUUGAAGUCAUGACACAUCUUGUAUUUAUCAAUUUGUCACAUAAUUUUAUCCGAAAACUAGAAGGUCUAGAUAAUUGUAAAGAUCUAGAAGAGCUGAAUCUUGGAAUGAAUGAACUGAGAACACUUAAUGGUUUACCAGCAUUAAGAAGCAUCACAGUGCUUCAUUUAAACAAUAACGUGUUGGAAUCCCUCAAUGGUUUACAGGCACUACCAAAACUACAAGAACUUUAUGUGCAGAAAAACAGACUACGUGAUUUGAAGUCAGUUGCAAGUUCGUUCAAUCUGAUGAUCUUGGAUGCCUCUGACAACAAAAUAUCAGACAGUCAUCAUACAAUUGCUAUACUCAGGGGACUGCGAAGACUGACUGAAUUACAUCUCUAUGGGAAUCCAAUGCAGAAAGAAAAUCAUUACAAAGAAAAUCUGUUCCAUUCAACAACAGUGCAGAUAUUGGACGGUUUGACUUUAAGAAGUCCUUAUCAACCGCCACCGGAAGUAGCAGUGGAGCAUUUUGGUAAGGUGAACGGAUUAAAAGCAGCAGCGAGAAGAGCAUAUCAAGAGCAACUUCAUUUCCAUAAACGAGAAGCAGAUGAAACGAUUAAAUUCCUUCAAAAAAGAAUUAUGUCAAUUAAAGAGCAGCACGGUGACUAUGAGCAGAGAAUGAAACGAGAUCUAAAUGCUUGUCUUAGAUACUUGGACCAUGUCUCGUCUGAUGAUGUCUAUAGAAUUGAUGACAGUUAUUUACAAGACACUGCAUUUAAGCCUUAUAUACCUAAACCAUGGACACGGGAACCUCGUCAUUUACCAAGAGGGGAUGACUAUCUUAACAAUGCAUUUCCACGGCGACACAGAAGAGAAGCACCAUUGGACACGCCGACAGACAGAGAAAGGCGAUAUGAUUUGUUCCCAGAUGAUUAUGAAACUUCGCAACUUAUAGUCCCUCGAGGAAAUUACCACAGGGGAUUAAAACGAGCCGAUGAUGUUUUGGUAGCAGCAGCUGAAAGAUUAAAAAGAGAUAAAAAUGUGUCUGGUGCUCACAUGGCAGCGCUUGACGAAAUAUAAUUGUCAGACGUUUUAAUAGUGAAUCAGUAUCUCAGGAUAAAUCCAUACAUACAGGAUAAUGUUUAAAGGGCGGUGGUUGUCGCGCAGCGCGUGUUUGAAUUUCAUGUAAAUAAACAAUGUGUUUUACACGCGUUGUAUACGUCGCUAUGAGGCCCAUAUCGAACAGGACGCGGCGCAACGACUGUCGCGCAGUGCGUGUUCAAAUUUCGUGUAAAUAAACAAUGUCUUUUACACGCGUUGUGUACGUUGCUAUGAGCCCCAUAUCAAACAGGACACGGCACGACGACUGCCGCCCUUUAAAUUAAACCAUGUCUGUAAUGCACUAACUCACUUUAACAGAUCUGUAUUUAACAAUAUCUAUCAUGGUGUACAUUGAUUCAUGUCACAUGAUCACUAUGAUGUCAUCACGUCACAUCCUAUGUCACUAUACACAGGUCUACGCUAGUUUCAAACAUGUCUUACAUUUACAUACAAAUCAUAAUUUAAUGCAAUACAAUUCGAAUAAAUAUAAUCAAAACUUAAUAUAUUUUAUUAUCAUGACACAAUGUAAUGCUUCUUUGCAUAUACUAUGCAAAUUAAUACCAUAUUUAAAAAAAAUUAAAUCAUGACUAUUUCGUGUAUAUACUGUAUCAUAGCAAUUUAUUUUUGUAUUUUAGAACAAUUAGAUCAAGAAUUUUAUUAA
Molecule: messenger RNA, 2077 nt
Organism: Saccoglossus kowalevskii
Lineage: Eukaryota; Metazoa; Hemichordata; Enteropneusta; Harrimaniidae
Molecular function (GO): protein binding
Source: RefSeq, a predicted model, not a curated record